ACAAAAAUGUCAAAGCGGUGACAUAAGAAACUGGACCACCAUUUUUUCAGUAAAAUGUUCUAAUCGUGCAGCUAAGACCAAAAUACAUUUAUAAAACACUAACAAAAAUUCAAAAAAAUGAUAUUAACGAAGUAAAUAUUAUAUAUUUUUACACCGUUUACUGAAGACACUUCAUUUCCUGCAGAAAAAUGGCUUCCGUGUGUUGCGCAUGUAAAGAUACCGGCAGGGGUAACGCCGCCCCAGGUCGCGUGGGCAGGAACAGUUUACCUCUCAUCUGCCUGGUGCCACACACGGAAAAUCUCACUGGGAGCUCCGCCCGUACUGCCCCAAGAGGUCCAGCACCGAACGUCGCGACAGACCAAAAUGAUUUCCAACUUCUUGAUGAAAAUUACAUUAAGAAACAUUUCAAACUACCUCCAAGGGCUCUGUACCUUGACCCGUUUAGGCGGCCCCUAAUCACGUUCCCUUUAAGUCAAGAGGGUUCGAAGAACUUCAAUUUGGCGAGCAAGCAAAAAAUUAAUCAACAAAUUUUGGACGGUUAUUUGGAUCCCAGUGAAGCCAUUUCUGCACCAAGUGUCUUUCCAUAUGAUACAAGUCAUAAAUCUGAAAAAGCUAAAGCUGAGGAAGAAGACGAAGAAAUUAUUUAUAUCCUGCAACUACCUGAUUUCGAAUAUAAAUGUCCAAUUCAUAACGAAACAGUGAAAACUCCACGAUUUAUAUGGCACUCGUGCAAGAAACAGAAAAAAUCUAAAUUAACUGAACGUGUUCCCGGAGGCGGACCGUUAAAUAAACCGAAACCUUGGAUACUAAGUAGAAUCACAGAUUUCGAUUUAUUGUCUCAGUGGUAACUUUCUUGAGUUGAAUACGUCGAGCCUAUGCUUCUUAACCAUAAUUUAAACUUGUCAAAUAAAUAAAUCAC
Messenger RNA from Spodoptera litura, 919 nucleotides. RefSeq lists its product as uncharacterized. The record is from RefSeq and is a predicted model, not a curated record. NCBI's taxonomy places the organism in Eukaryota, Metazoa, Arthropoda, Insecta, Lepidoptera, Noctuidae.